Parnassius apollo (apollo) is the source of this 1149-nucleotide messenger RNA. NCBI's taxonomy places the organism in Eukaryota, Metazoa, Arthropoda, Insecta, Lepidoptera, Papilionidae. The record is from the annotation of a GenBank genome assembly.
AUGAAACGUAAUGACGUAAUUCUGCGUUUAGCUCUAAAGGAUAAAAGAAAUAUAUCCGCCGAUUAUUAUCAAAAGAUUGAGGGAACAAACAUGCAAGAUAUAACAAUAAGUAAUUCUGCCACUUACAAUACUGAAGUGAUACUAUCUACAAGUUCAAUAGAAGUUAAAGACCAGAGUUCCAAGCAAAUCGAGAACCCUAUUGAUGACACGUCAACCGACUCUUCUUCAGAUUCAGAAAGACAUCGUUCCAUUAAAAUCUCUGACGAUUCCGAAACUGAAGACAACGUUGGUAACCAAGCUAACUUCAAAGCUACACCUGCAGCUACAUCUUCAGUAUCAACAUUGUACUCAAGCCUAGAUGACACGAUACCAGACACGAAAAAACGAAGCAGAAAACGUGUAGCUAAACCAACUGAAUGGUUACAAAAUAAAUGUAAAAUCCUCAGAAAUGCAGGAUCUGCUUACGUAACACUAAAAACAAAGGUGAAGAAGGAUGCUAGAAAAAUUAAACCACCGUGUAGCGAACGCUGUCGGUUAAAGUGUAAAGAAGAAUUUUCAGAAAUAGAUAGAGAAGCUGUUUUUAAAGAGUUCUGGGAACUUAAAAAUAUUAACCGCCAAAGACAUUUUAUCAACAGGCAUAUGGCGCCAAUAAAGCGAAAAUAUAGAUACACGACUACUCAAAAAGGGAGACAGUUAAAUCAUGCAUUUUACUUGACUAAAAUGGGAUGUCAAAUCCAAAUCUGCAAGACAUUCUUCAUGAAUACAAUAGACAUCAAUAAUAGAGUAAUACAGACUGUAAUCAAGAAGAGGACAUUUGCUGGUUCCGUUGAAGAGGACAAAAGAGGCAAACAUCACAGUCAUCACAAAUUGCCUAUUGCUGAUUGUGUUAAAGAAUCUAUUCGCAACCAUGUUAAUUCAAUCCCCCGCAUCGAGAGCUAUUAUUGGCGACAGCAAACUGCAAGGGAGUUUAUUGAGGGUAGAAAAACAAUAGCUGAUCUUCACUGUGAGGACGUAAAAGAAUGUGGGCUUAAUAAUAGACCUCACAGCAAUUAUGUAAAACGCAUCGGUAGCGCGGUGGCUAAGAGUCUGCUGCACUGCUGGCUGCGGCUGCGGCACUGCAUAGCCCUGGGUUUAGAUCCUAAUGAGUGA